AUGGCAGCAGAUAUGUCUGGUCAAGUUGACGUACCGCAUCUACUAGGCACUUUAUUCAAAGAUGUAGCUGACCCCAUCCAAACCGAACAGGAAAGGGAUCUACGACUAUACCCAGAGACAAUUUUGCAAAAAUCCGAAAAUGGCAACAAGCUCUAUGCUUCGUUUCAAAGAUAUUCACCGCAGUUUAUCAAAGCUGUAGAUGACCUGGAGAAGAAGCAAGUUUUGCGAUGGCGAAGCUCAAAUACAGAGUCAGCUCAGAGAAUAAUACUUGAUAGCUGGAUAGCUCAAAAUUCAGACGUGGGCUCAACCACAACUAAAAAUACAUCUAAAUUACCAACCUCGAUAUCAUCCAAAGGCAGAGCUAACAAACUCUUUGUGUGGUCAUCUAGCGACUCCUACAUUGAGGAGAAAAAGAGGCAACUACAGUUACGGAAAAGUAUCGAGGGGAUAUCGUCACAGCCAGACAAACCUGACAAGUCUUUAACUGACAAAGAAGAGAAGCCAGUUGAGCAUGAUACCAAGUUGGAAGCUCUACAGCAGCAAUUACACUUGAAAUUGUCUACAGAUAGAAUAAACAAUAAACUUUCUAGAAAGAUUGAGAGUGAGGCCAAUCGAUUUAUUCAUGCACGAAUACAAAAAAUACGAAACCAUCAUAGUGAGCAGAUGAUGAACCAAAUCAAUGAACGUAAGAAGAAAGACCAUGAAGUGUAUUUGCAAAGACUUAAAAUCAAGGAAGAAGAAUAUGAAAAAUCGAUACGACAAGAUCAGGAGCAAGUGGCUGGUGCAAAGAAGCUUAAUUUUUUCGGUAGUUUAUUUGGUCUUAGUGGUGGCACGAUGUCACCAAGUGCAGAGCCUGGAAGUCCAAUUGAGGUAGAAGGUCAAGUGACAAAGAACGGUACAAAAACUUUCUCAAAGGGCAAACGAUCAACCUUGUUUGGUAUGCAGUCAUUGUUUUCUAGCGGCAAUGGUUCCAAAAAGCAUGUGGACAAAACGGUUAUGUUUGAUGCUGAAGACAAAUCAGACACCCAAUCCAUUGCCGGCUCAAAUAUAUCGACGAAUGCGAAUUUAGAGGGAGGCGAGUUAGCAUCAGCCACAACCUCUGAUUCCGCAACUCACUCAGACACAAAGACGCUGGAGAUACGUGUACCUUUAUUUAAUGUUGACGAUUUAGAGUCAUUGGAGAUGAAACGAUCUCCUCAAAAGUCAAACCGGUUAGACGUGGUGGGACAUAAUGGAAGCCCCAGUAAAGGCCGCAAUGAGGCAGAAGACUCUGACGAUGAUUUCACUGAAUUUACCGCAGUGACGGAGGCCACUUCGGAGAACAAUCUGGUAUCAUCACCACCGAUUCUAGCACCGGUGCCGAAACUAUCGCGUAAUUUCUUCUCGGUGGAAAAGGCAAAUGCUAAUGCUACGCCCGCACUUUCGGGAAAUGAGUUGAUUGAUUUGUUUGAUACAAAUGCACUGCGGCCUGACUCACUGGGUAUAGAGACACCCGCUCCUCUAUCCCAACUGCAAGACAAGAUGGAUGUUAAUUUAUUGGAAUUGUAA
Molecule: messenger RNA, 1548 nt
Organism: Lodderomyces theae
Lineage: Eukaryota; Fungi; Ascomycota; Pichiomycetes; Serinales; Debaryomycetaceae
Exons: 1
Coding region: 1-1548 (515 amino acids)
Source: RefSeq, a predicted model, not a curated record